AUGGAGAUCAAGCGCAAACCGGCCCCGUCUCUCGCGCCUGUCGACUAUGGUGUCGUGCAUCGGCCCUUGACACCGAACCCACCGCCCCCAUAUUCUCCAUACCGAGCUUACUCUCCCUAUUCCGCGUCCCCGUCUUCUCCUCAGUCUUCCUCGUACUUCCCCCCUCUUCCGCCGCGGCCUGUUACACGCUCGCCCUCUCCUUCUCUCCACCCGUCGUCUCUUGAACCACCUCACUCCCUCCCACGGUAUCGAAGCCAGCCAAACCUCCGCGGCGGCGAUCCUCCCAGUCCCCAACCCAGUCCUCCCGUUGCACGCGCCGAAACAUCGCUUCCAGCAACCACCUCUGAAAAGUCCACGUUCUCCGCCGACGCCCGCUAUUUCCUCGGUGGCCUCAUCCACCAUCCCUCUGAAUCGACAAAACACUACUCUAUUCUCCGGCACUCCCACGGAAUUGUGUUCUACCGCGGCCCAACAACCUCCGUAACCGUUUCGAUCUUCGCUGACACCCCACUCUCCGCCGAUCGCUCGCUCUGGCUACAAUGCAAAGGAUGGUCCGGGAAGACAGGAAUGCGCGCGAAAGCGCUCUUUGGCCUCCAUGAUGACUGGGUGAAUGUAACCCCGCCGCUCGCUGUUCGCGUUGACCAAGUCGAGCCGAACAAAGAGCGCGCGUGGCAGCGGGAUAUCGCCAAAUUCCACAAAAAAGCUUCCAAACGGGUGCGGGACACCCACCGACUCCGCGAGACCGUCAUUGCGCGGAUUCCGCCGGACGCUGAGGAUGGUUAUUUCCAGCUCAUCCUGUGUCAGGGGGAGAAGAAGGUGCUGUGCCGUAGCCCUGUUUUCCGGAUCCUUUCGACUUCGAUGGAUCCCAGCUCGUUACGUGGAGCGAGUCUGACAACUAUGCCGCUGGAACUGGGUGCCAUGGUUGCUGGGAAGUACGCGCAGGUGGCGGCUUCCAAAGUAGUGACUCCGGUGACUGCGGUAGCCAAUACCGCCUCGGAUCGCUACCGACCAGGUUGGGUCAAGGAGAGCGCUAUCAAAACGGCAUAUGGAACUGCGCAUGGAGUCAUUCAACCUGAUCGGGGGCCUGGUCCAGAUGCAGCCGUCCCACCAUCUGUGGAGGACGGCCCUCAGGCACCUUAUCCCCUUGGUUUCACCGCACGAGCUUCGCAAACACUUGAUCCCACGCGCAUACCUAUCAAAAUCCCAUCCGACAUCCAGGACAAGCUCCGGGGUCACUUUUUCGGUUGGGCGCAAACCGGCCCUAGCCAGCUCUGGCAGAUGGUCAUCCUAUCCGUUCGCUUAUGGGACGCUUCACAAGCCACCGGACCUGUGUCGUUCUCGCAAACCACGCGCAAAGCGGCAGUCCUUCGGUUUCCCCAUGAAUCCCCUACUCAAAUUCCCCCAUCAAUUAGCCUCCGCAUCCUUGGCUUCCUCCGCCCGGAUGUCCCGCCUCCUUCAGCACGGACACAAAACGACCUGGCUACAGCACGUCAAGCAGCAGCAGACGAGGCUCUACUUGCUGAUCAAUACGACACGGAAUACGUGCAAGCGCUUCUAGAUCACCCACUGUGGGGUCCUGACGCGGCGGACCGCCGGGGAUGGCUCGAUCGGACCAGGGACGGUGCAGGGAAUCUCAUUACACAAGGGAAGAAGAUGGCCGAGCGGGUUGGGGUGCGGAGCGGCGUGGAGCAGGAAUCCAUGGGGGGCUAUUACAUUGUCCGCGACUAG
Messenger RNA from Aspergillus puulaauensis, 1728 nucleotides. Its product is annotated as LipA and NB-ARC domain protein. The record is from RefSeq and is a predicted model, not a curated record. The transcript has a single exon. NCBI's taxonomy places the organism in Eukaryota, Fungi, Ascomycota, Eurotiomycetes, Eurotiales, Aspergillaceae. Bases 1 to 1728 code for a protein of 575 amino acids.